UGUGUGUGUGUGUGUGUGUGUCGCUUUAAGAGUCAGUCUUCGGGUGGCUUCUUGAUAUUAAUAGAGCUGCUGUGUCUUCCUCCUCCUCUGACGUAAUGCCCACAGCAGCGUACAGAGAGAGAGAGAGAGAGAGAGAGGUCCUGUCACAGCAAAGCGAUAACACUAGUCUGAACAAAAAAAAAAUAAAUAAAUAAAUAAGAAGAUAGCGAGCUGCUCAGUUUGGGUUUGGCUGUGACCAGCACAAAAAAAAAUCCGGUCAGCUUCUGGGUUUGCGCUAAAUAACAAUAACAUCGGGAGAAUAUUGCAAUAAUAUUUACCCAGAGAGCAAAUCUCACUAACCAGUCGGUGUAGUUUAACAGUGUUGCCGCUUAACUAUCUCUCUUUCCCUCUCAGACCAGCCAAGACACUGUCACCCCGUCCGACACCAUCAACAAACAAAAAAAAAAACCCCACAAAGAGACGAGCCAGCCAGCCACAGCCAGCCAGCCACCAUCUUAACAAGGCUGCUGAAAGAGAGAGACACACACUGAGAGAGAAAGAAAAAGAGGGCUUUAUUUUUUGAUCAACAGGUUGUUAAGGUGAUGGUGGACUCUGACAAGCGUGACUGAGGACCUAAACCAGAGCUCAAAAUUAAUAAAAAAAAAAAAAAAAAAAAGGCCGGACGGCAAGAAGUGCAGCCUGCAUCAUACUUCUUACACGGAUCUACAACACACUUGAUCAAACUCAAAGCUGUAUUGCCCAGCUGUUGUGCAUAAAAGGAGCAACAGCCCCGGACCAAAGGUCGCAGAUGCUUCGUGGAGUUUAAGACCUUCUGAAAUAAAAGUCAGAGUUUUUGCUCUGAUGUUCACGGACCUGUGUGGAGUUACGCCGACCUGAUAAAGACAUGGAGGGAUAUUAGUUUGGGCCUGACGCCUGGUUCCUGCUUCCCAUUAUCGAGUGGAGUACAGAGGGCCAGUAGCCGACCUGUUGGCUGCUGCUGGACGGACCGGCGCGGCGAGGGGUCCAAUCGAGCCGCUUCCACAGAGCCGAUGCCAAGAUCAGGAGUCAGCCGUGAUGUUUUUAUAACCUGAUGACCAGCAGAGAGAUGGUGAGGAAGAAGAAUCCCCCUAUCCGGAGUGUGGGAGGUGAGGAGGAGGAGGAGGAAGAAGAGGGGAGGAGGCCGGCAGGAGAAGAAGAAGAGGAGGGAGAGGAGGAGGGUAGAGUGGGAGCAGAGGCCGAACGAAUAAACCGACCCUCUGAACCGGAGUCCUCCGAACGGGUCAGAGGAGACGAGGAGCAGGAAGAGGAGGAGGGAGAGAGCGAGUGUGUGUCCUCGUCCGUCUCCCCCUCAUCUGUCGGCGAGCGCUACAGCAACGAGGAGAGAGGGGGGAGGAGAGGAGGAGGAGGGAGGGCCAAGCGUGGAGGAGCGGCGUUAACUGACAGACCCGAGAGCCAGUCGGAGCCCGAGGAUGGCGAGAAGGGGGUAGAGGAAGGAGAGAGGAGGGAGGCCGAUCAUCUCAGCGCUCCUCUCCUCUCCGCUCCGCACCUCCUCCUCCCCAGACAGGAAGGAGGGGAGGAGUCGACAACCGACACCCCUCCGCUUUCCUCCAGCCCCUCUCCUAAACUCCAGGACUUCAAGUGCAACGUGUGUGGCUACGGUUACUAUGGCAACGACCCCGCCGACCUGGUGAAGCACUUUAGGAAGUAUCACCUGGGCCUUCACAACCGCACACGGCAGGAUGCUGCCCUCGACACACACAUCCUGGCCCUCCACAACAUGGCUCCCCAACACACACCUCUAGAUAUACAGGCAGGACAGGGGCAGAGGAACCAAGCCAAAGAGUCGGGGAAGACGAGACCAGAUAUGCACAUUCAACAGCACAGGACAGUUAUGAUGAAUGGCACAUAUGACGUACAGGUGACGCUGGGUGGCACGCUAAUCGGGAUCGGCCGGAAGACCUCUGACUGCCAGGGAAACACAAAGUACUUCCGCUGCAAAUUCUGCAACUUCACCUACAUGGGCAGUAACUCCUUAGAACUUGAACAACACUUCAUGUCCUCGCAUCCAAAUAAAGUCAAAACCCCGCCCACCACGCCCCUGCUGGCCACCAACAACCAGGCGACGCAUGACAACCAGGGGAAGGCGGGGAGUCAAGUCUUAGACGGGGCGGAGCGGGUCGCGGUGAGAGCGGAGGACGACUCCCUGGUCGGCUACUGCAUCCCGGUCAGGGCGUGUUCGGAUUCGUUGAGCUGGGGGACGGGGGAGCCGGCUCGAGACGCCAUGCAGACGUAUUACUGGUGUAAAUUCUGUAGCUGGAGCUGCGAGUGGUCGGGGGGCUCGGCGAAGCUUUUGGAGCACUACGAACAAAGACACAGAAUGAGCACCAUGAGCCCCGGCAACUCUAAUCCUGGGGGGGUGGACAGAGAGAGGGAGAGAGGAGGGAGGAGAGAAGGAGGAGAGAGAGGCCACAUGUCAUCCAAAAGCCGCAAAGAUCUAUCAUCCAACCCAUCCAGCACCAGCCAAGGAGACCCCAACAGCAGUGAUUCAGAAGCAGUCGUGACCAGCUACAACUGUCAGUUGUGCGACUUCCGCUACUCCAUGGCCCACAGCGCGGAUGUGAUCGUGGUAGCGCCGUUGCUCCUGCACUACCAGCACAACCACUCCAUCCACCGCUGCUGCAUCCAGCACUGCAUGUACUGUCCACAGGGGCUCUGUCAGCCGCAUAAACACCUGGGGGAGGUGUCUCACCCCUUUGCUUGUCGGAAGCCCAACUGCCCUAAAUGCUGUUCCAAGUUCCCUUCGUCCACCAAGCAGCAGGACGCCGUCGGAUUGAAGCCUGCUACCGCCACCUCGCCCAGCAUGACCCCUCCUAAUCCUAGAGGCGACCCCGCUAUGAUUUCCCCCGCCCAUCCUGUUGUCACACAAGGCGUCACCCACUUGUGUGACCAGUGUGCGUUCGCCACCACCGACAUCGACGUGUUGCUUCAGCACUAUGAAAGCUGCCACACCCUGAUUAACCUAAAGGGGGCGUCGCCACACGUCAAGGCUGAGGAAGAGGCUGGGGGAGACAAGGAAGGGGGGAGAGGAGGAGGAGGAGGAGGAGAGAGGGAGUACUCUUGUACAAAGUGUCACUUCAUCACGGAAGUGGAGGAAGAGAUUUUUAGACACUACAGGCGUGUCCACGCGUGUUGCCGCUGUCGACGCUGUGACUUCACGGCUCCCGAUUCGUCGGCCCUCCUCGACCAUUUUAACUCGGCCCACUGCCAAGACUCCUCCCCCUUAGGCUCACUCACGACGACCUCCUUGCCCACCUCGCUGACGCCUUCGUUAACGCUCUCAGCCAAUGGCUGCUCAGCACCCUCCACCUUAGCCAUUAAAGAAGAAAGCAAGGGGGAUCUUCGCCUCCUCUACUCCCUCGCACCACCCGAGGGACGGCUGGCGGAAGGAGGCAGAGAGGAGGCAGGAGGGGUUGUGAAAAGUGAAGGAGGUGAGGAGAAAGAGAGAGAGCGGGAGAAGGGCUGGGUUCUCGGGGAGACGAGAGGACUGGGAGAAAGAGGAGGCGAGCAGGCCCACGGUUUACUCUGGGUGCCCAAGGAGCGAAUGGGACCCGACAGAGGAGCAGAAAGAGGAGCAGGAGGUGGGAGUCCCUCUCUUUUCUCCUCCCCUCUCUCGUUGUCAUUUGUUUCAGCCAAUCACGAGGCCUCGCAGCAGAAAAGAGGCGUGACCUCGCCUAGCAUGGUUUACCUGGGAGACACCAAGUCGUUUUUGGGAGAUACCAAGUCGUUUUUGGGAGACGCCCGGCUGUACGGAGGAGGGAGGCCAGGAGGAGCCGCUGCAGGUGGAGGUGGAGGGGAGAAACAGAGCCGGAUGCCUCAGCAGUACACAGGAGGAGGAGGAGGAGGAGGAGGAGGAGGAGGAGGAGGAGGGAGCGGAGGAGGACAGGAGAAAGGAGGAGCCGCUAAAGAGGAGUCCCAAUCCCUUCUACGGCGGCGAAGAGGCAGCGGGGUCUUCUGCGCAAACUGUCUGACCACCAAGACAUCGUUGUGGAGGAAGAACUCUAACGGAGGCUACGUCUGCAACGCGUGUGGUUUAUACCAAAAACUGCAUUCGACACCCAGACCUCUGAACAUCAUAAAGCAGAACAACGGUGAACAAAUCAUCCGCCGCCGGACCCGAAAACGCAUCAACCCCGAUUCGCUGUCGUCCGAGACCCCCGCCCCCAAACAGCAACGCAUCACCAGCGAGGAGCGCGUGAACGGGGAGGAGUCGGACCGAAGUUUCGCCUCGAUCAAAAACCAGCAGCCUUCCCCUCGCUCACGAUCGCCCCGGUCCACUCAAGCCUUCCUCGCCAAUCAAACGUUGGAGAUCCACCGACGCAUGCCUCCCCUGCUCCUUCCCUCGCACGCCCCCUCCUCGCUGGUAGCCGAGGGCAACGGGGGCCUCGCCGAGGGAGGGAUGAUAUCUAAAGUCGAGGGAGGUAAAGGAGGAGGGGGGUCAGAGAGAGGCAGUCCCAUUGAAAAGUACAUGCGUCCGUCCAAACCGUCUAGUUAUUCGCCUCCUGGGUCGCCCAUUGAAAAGUAUCAGUACCCUCUUUUCUCCUUACCUCUACCGUUAACCCUCUCACCUGAUUUGACCCCCGAGUCGGAUUGGCUCAGAUUCUGGACCAAGUAUAAGAUGGCAGCCGCCUCUGGGGUUCCUGGUAGCAUCAGUAAUCUCAGCAGCCCCGGCGGCCUCGCAAAUAACGCUCUUUAUCUCGGUGCAAUGGUGGCUCAAGGACAGCAUCAUCAGCAAAGCUACACGGUGCCUUACUGCGCCUCUCCCUACUCUCCUCUCCCCCCUCCUCCGGCUCCUCCUCACUACCCUCCUCCUCCUCUUCACUCCCAAACCUCGUCGCCGUCGUUAGAGAACGACGCUCCUUUGGAUCUUGCAAUAAGACAAAGAGAUACAAGCCCUGCGAACGCACACAUGUCAACAAACGGUGCGGAGAGGAGGAGGCAAGAGUCGCCGCUGGCUGAGAGGUUGAGAGAGAACUGGAAAGGAGAGAAAGAGGAGGAGGAGGAGGAGAGGAUAGAUGAAGGAGGGAACCAGAGGGAGGAGACGGGAAAGGAAGAUCAUUUGGCAAAAAGUCGGCCGUCAAUGGUGGAAGCGUCCACGCAGGACGACCUGACCAACCGCUGCCUCCACUGCGGGAUCUACUUCCUAGACGAGGUCAUGUAUGCCCUGCACAUGAGUUGCCACGGCGACCAGGGGCCGCACCAAUGCAGUUUUUGCCUCCACGUGUGCGCCGAUCGCUACGACUUCACCACGCACAUACAGCGGGGCUUACACAGGUACACAGACAAAAAGAGGGCUCAAACGCAAGACGGCCUAACUCAGAACGCCACAGAGACGUCGGAGAGUGAAAACGUGACGCCGGGGGAAAACGACGAAGGCGAUCAUAGCGAGAUCGCGGAUGAAAGCAACGAUGUCAUAGGAGUUUGUCAUGAAGCGAAGGAAACUACAGGCGACGAUGCCACUGACAAUGAAACAGAAGGUGAAAAGGAGGUAGCAGAAGAGGAUCAUGACAUAACGAACAUGGAACUGGGAGAUGAGACGGUGUCGGAUAGUAACGACGACAUCGCAAAAACCACAGAGGUCACGACUGUUGCUGAAUCUAAAAACUUAGACGAGAACGCGGAGAGUAAUUAAUCUGAUGCCUUUGACUCACACAAACCUUUAAGAACGCGUUUUAUUGAAUGAAUAAGCUGUCCGCCUCCACGUUCCUGGAGGCUCGCUCAUGUCAACAUGGGCCUAUCCUGGGCACUAAAUGGAACACAUCCUUAUGCUGGAAGCACGCGGCUGUCAAAAUGGUCAAAAAAAUCAUUGUAGGAUCCCGCUGAACUGCUGCAGGAGAAACAGCCUGAAUCCCGUGUUGAGUGACGGUCACGUGUUUCAACAACGGGGUUCCGGGCAUGCAGCUGAAAUCACCUUUUAAUAAACAGCCACUUCAUGUGCUUUCCAAAUAAGAGGAUUGGGAAGCUCGAGUGAAAGUUGGACUGGUCUCAUUUAGGAUGAGUUUGAGGAGCUCAGCACUUGCACAGCCAUCAUACAGCAGAGCAAAAAAAAAAAAGAAAUGCUUGAAGCAAAACACUUUAACUGAGCUGAUCUGUUAUGCACCGUGCUAAACUGAACCCCGAGCUGGUCCAAACUAGUCUGAUGCAUCAUUCAGAGCAUUUUAUCUCGGUACAACCAGAUGUGAUCUGGUUACAGCUACUUUGUUCUUGCCCAGAGCGAGUUUUUGACUGUUUCACCGCUGUGCAAAAUGGAACCAAAACUUAUUUUGAAGCUGGUGGAGUUAAACCAGUUUGUUCUGGGCUGCGGGUGUUACCUUGGUACAAAAAGGAUCAGUUGGUUUCUUUCACUCGUGCCCUGUCGUUUCGGAAACUGGCCACCGCUGCAAAGUGGCCCCAGACUUGUGUUGGGGUUGUGAUUUUUUUUGAACUGCUUGAAACCAGUUUGAACUGGUAAAACCGGAGUAAUUCUGGACCGAAGUGUUCUCUGCAUCCAUUUGGAUCAAACCAAGUGACAUUAUUUUCUACCUUCCUCCGUGCCAUGAUACUAGCUACGUGCCUGGCUGCCUGCCUAAUAGAACAUCUAUUAACCUGCUUAACAUUUAUAUUAAUGAUAAUAAUGGUAAUAAUAAUAAUGUUAUAGUACAAAAACAUGCAAUUUGCUACACUUUUCCUAUAUGAUAUGUUAUUUUGUAAAGGCAAAUAAUGCUUUUUUUUUUUUUUUCGCAGGAAAUGGUACUAUACAAAUUAGUCUAUUUGAGUUGUUUCUUUUUGAGCUACUUGUUGUUUGUGUUCUUAUGGAGACUUGUUACAUUGAUAACAGCCGUCUAACAGAAAUGGUACAGCGAAAAUAGGGGGAGGGGGGGUGGGAGAGGGUGGUUGUGUGUACAUUUGUGUAAUUGCGUUUUUUGUGUGUAAGGAAUGCGUCCGUCCCCAAACGACGAUGUAAACAUAAUGAAGGCUCGCGCUCGGUAUUUCAGUCCUCAGGGGUCACAAGUGUUGCACACCAACCCGCCUGUUUCAUAGCAUGCGACACAUCAUUUUUACAUGAUAAAGGGUCUAAUGGUUUAAAGCAUGUUACACGACGUUCUCUUAAGUUCUCUUAUAUAUGUUCUUUAUGUGUUUAUAGGUCAAAAUGGUCUUAGUAUGUAACCGUUUUUUUUUCUGUUUUGUCUUUCACAUGUUGUUAGGUUUUAUAGAGAGACUUAGGAACUUUAUCAUAAGGAUCAAUUAUUUGGGUUAACUGUAUAAACGUUUGCUCUGUAUUGAGUUUACAGAGCUUCUUGCCUACAGUGUUUUAUUCAGCCUAUCUCGUAUUUCUGAGAGUUCGGUCGGUAGGUUACCUCUAUGUAGCAUGUUAGCGUCUUAUAAAAUCUGCAAAAUCCGUUGCCUUUUCUAUGGAUGGGAACUGUUAGACCUUAAUAAUUCCGAAAAAAACCCCGACAGGAUGACGUUGUUAAGUUUCACUGAAGUAAAAUGAUCAUGUUGCUUUCAACUCCAACUAACUCAUCACACUUUUCCGCAAUUCAUUACCCAUUUUUGGGACUUUUAAGGUAAGAAAAACACCCGCAAGAUACCAUAACUGAGUCUCUCUUUAAACCAAAUUUUCAUCGUUUAUUUCCGACGUUGAGAGAGUCGUGACAGUACCCCUUUUUCUGCGGAGCAACGCGGUGGUCAUCUUGUUUAUUUUUAUAAAGAGAGAAUCACUUCUCCUGCCUUGCUGCCUUAGUUGCUAGAAAACAAAAAAAAAAAAUCACCAAGGGACUCCUUUUGAAGGAAUUAA
Molecule: messenger RNA, 7813 nt
Organism: Sebastes umbrosus (honeycomb rockfish)
Lineage: Eukaryota; Metazoa; Chordata; Actinopteri; Perciformes; Sebastidae
Gene: trps1
Product: trichorhinophalangeal syndrome I
Exons: 11
Coding region: 1070-5668 (1532 amino acids)
Biological process (GO): regulation of transcription by RNA polymerase II
Cellular component (GO): nucleus
Molecular function (GO): zinc ion binding; RNA polymerase II transcription regulatory region sequence-specific DNA binding; DNA-binding transcription factor activity
Source: RefSeq, a predicted model, not a curated record